UCCCAGGUGGGGUUCUGAAUCCCUAGAGCAGAGUGAUGGAGCCAUCCCAGCCACAUAGCCUCGGAGUUGGGCUACGGUCAUCAGGAGCUCAUGUGAUGGUGACAUGCAAGAUGUAAAACAUGCAUUCAUCACCGAGAGGCCUAUCAAAUAAGAGGACCUGUUAAGGCAAAGACAACACAACUUAUGUAAUUGUAUCUGUAUGAAAAAAUAAACAAGGACAAAACACGCCACCAACCAAGGAGACCGAAUAUUUCCACUGAAAAAUGCAGAAGUGACAUCCAUUGCGGGAGGAAUCUACAACAGUUAAAGAGACAGUACUGGAGACAUUGGAUGAAUCAGCCUACCAUCAUCUUUGGAACACAGGAAGGGUCAUGACCCAGUUGCCAUGCGCAUCACCACGGUGACCAGCCUUCCUAGUCCCUCCCCCCUCCUCCUCUUAUUGGUUCAGCUGCUGUUGUGGCUCAUCCUCCCAGGCCAAGAGGCAGUCGGAGCCGCCUCCACCUGUCCCGCGCUGUGCAGUUGUUCUAAUCAAGCUAGUCGAGUGAUCUGUACAAAACGAAACUUAGAAGAGGUGCCCGAAAGUAUAUCAAACAACACACGAUACCUCAACUUACAAGAGAACUCAAUACAGGUGAUAAAAUCAGACACAUUCAAACAUUUGCGGCACCUGGAGAUCCUCCAGCUCUCCAAGAACCAGAUUCGUCAGAUAGAGGUGGGUGCUUUCAAUGGCCUCCCAAACCUCAACACUCUGGAACUGUUCGACAACCGCCUCACGCUGGUGCCAUCGCAAGCUUUUGAGUACCUCAGCAAGCUUCGGGAACUGUGGUUACGAAAUAACCCCAUUGAAACUUUACCAGGCUACGCAUUUCACCGUGUCCCCUCGCUGCGGCGUCUUGACCUAGGCGAACUCAAGAAGCUGGAUUAUAUAUCUGACGCAGCCUUUGUUGGACUCAUCAACCUGCGCUACCUGAACUUGGGUAUGUGUGGCCUGAAGGACAUCCCUAACUUGACUGCCCUAGUGCGACUGGAGGAGCUAGAGUUGUCUGGGAACCGUCUGGAAAUCAUCAGACCCGGAUCCUUUCAAGGCCUGGAAUCUUUGCGCAAACUAUGGCUCAUGCACUCUCAGAUGUCGGUCAUCGAGCGCAAUGCUUUCGAUGAUCUCAAGAACCUAGAGGAGCUUAACCUAUCCCACAAUUCCCUGCACUCUUUGCCUCAUGACCUUUUCACACCUCUGCAGAAGCUGGAGCGAGUGCACCUCAAUCACAACCCAUGGGUGUGCAACUGCGAUGUGCUCUGGCUAAGCUGGUGGCUGAAAGAAACGGUGCCUAGCAACACAACUUGCUGUGCGCGGUGCCACGCACCACCCUACCUUAAGGGAAAGUACAUAGGAGAGUUAGACCAGAGCCAUUUCACCUGCUAUGCCCCCGUCAUUGUGGAGCCGCCCACUGACCUCAAUGUGACCGAGGGCAUGGCUGCUGAGCUCAAGUGUCGCACUGGUACCUCCAUGACCUCUGUGAAUUGGAUCACUCCGAACGGGACCCUAAUGACCCAUGGCUCCUAUAGGGUCAGGAUUUCCGUUCUGCAUGAUGGUACACUGAAUUUCACCAACGUAACUCUGCGUGACACCGGCCAGUACACCUGCAUGGUGACCAACUCAGCUGGGAACACAACGGCAACCGCUGUCCUGAAUGUGACCGCAGCAGACGUCAGUUUCAACUACACCUACUUCACCACGGUCACUGUAGAAACUGUGGAGUCUACGGGAGAUGAAGAAUCUGCAUUGCGUGCCUUCACCGAGACCUUUAUCCAUAUUCCCGGGCCUACACCUUCUGGGCACCUCUGGCAUGAAGUUGUCCCCACUACUGCCUCUUCUCUCUCAAUCCUUGGCUCAUCAUCUUCUCCCCGAGCAACCAAACCCACUUUCACUGUCCCCAUUUCUGAGCCCAACUAUCCCUCUGGACUAGAUGAUGUGAUGAAGACCACCAAGAUCAUCAUCGGUUGCUUCGUGGCCAUUACCUUCAUGGCUGCCGUCAUGCUGGUGGUGUUUUACAAGCUGAGGAAGCAGCAUCAGUUGCACAAACACCACGGGCCGGCACGAGCCAUCGAGAUCAUUAAUGUCGAAGAUGAGAUUGGAGCAGGAACGGGCAUCCGUGGCAGCGGCAUCUCAGGAGGAUCCACGGUACCGCAAGGAGGCUCUGGCGGAGGCGGACAGAGCUUGCGUCUGCACCUACCCGAAAUCAUCAACCUCCAAGACCUUGCACGAGCAGAGCAUCUCAACCAUUACUACAAGGCCCAUCACUUCAACAAUAACAUGAUAGGUCUGGGCCUUGGCGGAGGCCUAAACAAUAACAACAACCCUUCGCCCUGCUCCCAGGCCCAGAAUACCCCCAUCUCUUGCACACAGGUGCCAGUCUCUGUAAGUAGUACAUCAUGCUCCAUGCCUUCUCCAAUGCCUCUGCCGACCCUUGGCAUCCACGGGUCACUGAAAGGCCUGAUGGGUAAAGGGCAGAACCCACAGAUUGAGCCGUUGCUUUUCAAGAGCGGCUCCAAGGAGAAUGUCCAAGAAACCCAGAUCUGAAGUUGAGAAAGAGAGUAAGGGAGAGAGGGAGAAAGGUAAAUGUACAAAUAAAAGAUGGAGAAAGAGUAUCAGGGAGACAGAAACAGAUGAAGAGUAUUGGCUGUUCAUCCCCUAUGGGUAUGUUCUCAGGAGUAAUGAGUAAGGCAGACCCAGCAUUGUAUGAAAUAUUACCUACACAAGAAUACAAUAUACAGCUGUGAAAUCACUACCAAGUAAAUACACUGGCAAAGAGUGGGGGGAAUUUCAAGAAGGAAGACAGGCAACCACUCAGCAGUUUAAAAUCAGUCUUUACAUUUCUCUGAUCUGCACGUAUGAAGGGGAUCAUCAGACAUCAGCAAACAAAACCACACUUGCCAAUACCUUAUAAAUCGAUACGUUUUUGUGUAAUGCAAGAUUGAUAAUUAUGUGCCAAACUUGCACCAAACUGUGCCAAAGCCAAAUCUUUGCACACUACUCAUGUGUACAGACACGUUUCAGAAGACAAAAAGAUCUGCGCGUAUACUGUACACCAUCAAAUACAGAACUCCAUCAAUAAAGCAAACAUGCUACGAAAAUCAAAACCAUACACACCAUUAGGUAGGAAGUGUAUAUAGAAAUACAUGAACAACCUUAAGUAUUUAUGGACAGUGGCUGAGAACGAAAAAUCACAUCUGAAAAUGGUUUAGAGAACCGUAAAGCUCAGAUAACAAAAUGGAUCAUUACAAUUUUGUAGAGGUUCGCAGUCCUAAGAAAGAAAGAUGGAUUAGUAGACCAGCACUGUGUAGAGGGCUUAUGUUUCGUGAUGAUGAUGGACUCAGAUUCUCCCCUUUCUCGAAGGCUCUCACAGUUGAGAGGAAGAGAGGAAAAUGAACAAGGACUUAA
This is a messenger RNA of Sinocyclocheilus anshuiensis, 3439 nucleotides long. Its product is annotated as leucine-rich repeat-containing protein 4B-like. The transcript has 3 exons. Gene Ontology annotation, biological process: regulation of presynapse assembly; positive regulation of synapse assembly; synaptic membrane adhesion. Bases 386 to 2578 code for a protein of 730 amino acids. Gene Ontology annotation, molecular function: signaling receptor binding. The record is from RefSeq and is a predicted model, not a curated record. Gene Ontology annotation, cellular component: plasma membrane; postsynaptic density membrane; glutamatergic synapse. NCBI's taxonomy places the organism in Eukaryota, Metazoa, Chordata, Actinopteri, Cypriniformes, Cyprinidae.